UAGAGGCUGCGCGCGCGCAAGGCGGUGUGUCGAUAUGUGGUGCGUGUGGUUCGUUGCGUGUUUUUCUACGGUGAUCGCCAGUGUUGUUGAUAUCAAUGACACGGUGUUGGCGACGCUGCCUCCCCUGUACGGGCUGGAUGAGUGGGAACAGUGCCGGCGGCCGGGCGACGUGUACUGCAUCGUCGACGCCGCGCUGCACUCACGGGAACCAUCGCCUACUAUGAUGCUGUUAACGGACUACUCGAAACAGUCUCUGAAACACUACAACCGCACUCAGAUCCAUCGCGGCGUGUGUGUAUCGAGGUGUGGCCGGCAGAAUGGGACGGCUGGCUGGCAGGAGGCGGCACAGGGAUGUGUCAAUAACAGUGUGUCGCAGUAUGGGCUCGAGGCGGAAGUAUUAUCAGUGGACUGGUGUAUGUCUGCGGACUCUCCUCCAGAGAGCUCUGGUCCAGGCCGGUCGCUAGCCGUCAUCUGCACCAUGCUGGUGGCCCUGGCCUGCCUCGCCACUGGGGUGCACGUGUUAGGCGACCGCUGCGCCAAGGCUGAGUGUAACAGGUACUUGCUAGCAUUCUCAUUGAAGCGUAACUUUGAUAUUCUGACGUACGACCGCUGCAAGCCGAGGACAGACGACCGUAUGAAGGAUGUGGCGUGUAUCGAAGGGAUUAGGUUCCUUGGAAUGCAAUGUGUGAUCUUCUCCCACGUGAUGUUGAUCUACAUCUACUCGUACAUUGACAAUCCACAGUUCAUUGAAAGGAUGUACGACCACUUCACCUGGCAAGCAGUGCUGAACUCUCCAUUGUGGCUGCAAGCUUUCUUCGCGAUGUCUGGCUUUCUCACUGCGUACGCUACCCUCGUCUCCUCACCCACCAAACCUAUCACCUUCUUCAAAUGCGUCAUGUCCAUUGUGAAUAGAUGGAUCAGGUUGACACCUCUAGCGGUGUUCGCGCUCUGGUUUACUGUGGCAUGGUUCCCACUGCUGGGCGCUGGACCGCAGUGGUCAUGGCUGGUGGAGAGAGAGGCACAUGACUGCUCGGAGAGAUGGUGGUACCACGUGUUGUAUGUGCACAACCAUCUGCCCACUGGCAAGUUCUGCAUGGGACAUACUUGGUACUUGGCAGCAGACAUGCAGCUCCAUAUCAUCGGAGUGUUCCUCCUGUUGGCUUUGAUGAGGUACAAGAAAGCAGUCAUCCCGGUGUUGAUGCUGUUCAUGGUGGGAUCCUCGGUAGCAGCUGGUCUGGUAGUCUACUUCUACCACCUUACACCUAUCGUUACUGCACAGACGCCAGAGGUCCUUCGCAACAUGUUCGCGGGUUCCAAGAUCCUGACGUUGCUGUACCUGCCAUUCUGGAUGAACCUUCCAGGCUACAUCGGAGGCAUCGCCACUGCCUUCAUCCUCUACCACAACAACAUCAAGGGAGAGAUUAAACUUAAAGACAGCAAGUGGUUCAACAUGCUGUUCCACUCAGCACUCUUCCUGGGCAGUGCGGUGUUGCUGGCCGGUACUAUAUUCCUGUCAGAUUCCCCGCUACCUCAGUGGGCAUCAGCUCUUUACGCUGCCAUCGAUCGACCCCUGGUCGCAACGUUCUUCUGCAUUUUCAUGCUAGGCUGCUUCUCCAGAUGUUGGUCUAUGAUUCGUGACGGGUUGGAGUGGCGUGGCUUCCAUAUCCUCGGUAGGCUGUCGUACUGUGUAUUCCUCAUCCACUUCAUUGUGCUGAGGAUCACUCUUGCCAGUAACACUCAGCUGGGACACGCCACUGUGCUCUCUAUGCUAUCCCUGCUAAUAACAUCAUCAGUGCUGAGCUACAUCGCAUCAGUUCCCCUGUGCCUUCUUGUGGAAUUGCCCCUCAUCCAGCUGUGGAAAGCCAUGACUGAGGGAGACGGGCCUGAGAGACGACCGUCAAUACCAGUGGAAGCUGCUGGAAAGUCAUUUGACCUGGUCUCACAAAUUAGAAGGAGGAAUGAUGCCUAGUGUGGGAAGGAUAAGUCUUUAGUGGUGGGCAAACCUUUUUCAUGAGGAAUCAGUUGAAAAGUUUUGGGAGAAGGUCAGAAUACCUGAUGACACCACCAUCAGACCUCAUGCCUCUGUCACAUAAUUUAUUACUUCGCUGGUCUAACUGUCAUAUUUUGAUUGGACCAUCAGAAUAUCAUAUUGCAAGCCUUUGCAAGCCAAAAACUGUUGGCAGCCUGAAUUAAAUUCUUCAUGCAAUUUCAAGUGAAGUUUGCCCACCACAGUCUUAGAAGAAGACUUGAUUACACUGCCUUUUGUAAAUAUAGUUAAGGAUCCUAUUUUUAUGAUUCUUGUUAGGCUUUUGUUGUGUAAUACCUUUAGCUUUAUGAAAAUGAGAUGAAUGAAGUGGAAAUGAAAUCUAAUGAGAUUUACUGAGAUUAUCGAGGAUUUUAGAAUUUGAGUUUAAAUAAAGACUUUCUAAGAGCUGAAGACCGAGCUCAGUGGCGUGCCAUGGGAGAGGCCUAUGUCCAGCAGUGGACGAAUACAGGCUGAUGAUGAUGAAAGACUUUCUAAUUGAUAUUAUGAGACGAGAACAUGACAGGAAUGUGAAUUUUUAUCACUUUGUUUAAAGAAUAGUAAUGAAGUUUUUAAGUUUUUACUUAGAUACUGAUGAUAGGAAAAAAGCUCAUUUUCGUGAUCUUUUGAAAAUUGGUUUCAAUAAUAUACCGAUUAAAAUAAAUAAAGAAUUUCUAAGGGACCUCUUGACGUGGCCCUGUUUGUGCAGACGACAUCUAGUCUAUGUUUUUUAUGUUAGGUAUUGUAACUGCACUUUUAGGUAUAAGUUUAUUAAAUGUAAGUACUAAUUAACUGUAGUUAGUUACUAAACACAAAUGUUUUUAUAUUAAAAAUGUUUAUAAUUAAUAAAGA
Spodoptera litura is the source of this 2875-nucleotide messenger RNA. RefSeq names its product nose resistant to fluoxetine protein 6. Lineage: Eukaryota; Metazoa; Arthropoda; Insecta; Lepidoptera; Noctuidae. Gene Ontology annotation, molecular function: acyltransferase activity, transferring groups other than amino-acyl groups. The record is from RefSeq and is a predicted model, not a curated record.